UGAAUGGGUUUUUUCCCACAUCCAAUCCUCAGAUGUUAUGGCUGACAAUGGCCGCCUGACACUGACAUCCGAUGUCCUCUCAGCCUUCAGCAAGAUGAGUGUCCACCGUGGAGAGGUCUUUGGCAAUGUCACCACUGCUCAGCCUCUAGAUGCUGCCAACCUCCAAGACCUGAAAGUAGCUCUGAGUGGAUUCUUGGCAAAAGGAGAGACUCUGAAGUUGGAGUCUAAGUCUGACCCUUCCAUCCUCGGGGGAAUGAUUGUCAGCAUUGGGGACAAAUAUGUGGACAUGUCCACCAAGACCAAGAUCCAGAAGCUGACCAAGAUAAUACGGGAGACCUAAGCACCCUGUCAUCUGGGACACUAGUUGACAAUCCAUUCAUUAUGUACAUUUACAUUUGGGCUAUUUAUCAGACACUCUUAACCACUACGUUGACCAUUGCCAUGCUUGGGAAAUGUUACCUUGGAGUUUGUGUCAAAUCAUUUGGUCCUGUGGACUGAAUAAGGACUUUAUUACUGGGUGGUGACAGUAUGUUAAGGGAGAAGUGUUAUUUUUCAUUUUCCAUCUGAAGUUGUGACAUUAAAGCUAAUAUUACUGUUUUAAGAUUCAUAUUA
This is a messenger RNA of Esox lucius (northern pike), 612 nucleotides long. RefSeq names its product ATP synthase subunit O, mitochondrial-like. Gene Ontology annotation, biological process: proton motive force-driven mitochondrial ATP synthesis. The record is from RefSeq and is a predicted model, not a curated record. The coding region runs from base 38 to 340 and encodes 100 amino acids. Gene Ontology annotation, molecular function: proton-transporting ATP synthase activity, rotational mechanism. The transcript is spliced from 3 exons. Lineage: Eukaryota; Metazoa; Chordata; Actinopteri; Esociformes; Esocidae.